AUGAUACAUACGAGAUGGUUACGCUUGACAAUAAUGGCAAUAUGCGCACUCGUUGUAUCUGUUUAUUGCAUACCUCCGGUUUACAAGUCACAAGAAGAGAUCAGAGAGAAAAUGAACGCAGUCGAUCUGGAGCAACUAAUCAAACAGUUAGAGGAUGCUGGUUCUGGCCAUUCGGAGAACGAUGCAGUGGAAAAUAUUUUGAGAUAUGGAUUCGAAAGCAACAAAAAUGGUGAUAACAAUAAUGGAAUCGUGGGACCAAUCUUGAAUCAUCAAAUGCUUAUGACUACAUUAUGGAAUCCAAGCUUACAUCGUCUCUAUCAACGUAAAUAG
Messenger RNA from Anisakis simplex (herring worm), 330 nucleotides. NCBI's taxonomy places the organism in Eukaryota, Metazoa, Nematoda, Chromadorea, Rhabditida, Anisakidae. The record is from the annotation of a GenBank genome assembly.